Molecule: messenger RNA, 5055 nt
Organism: Zasmidium cellare ATCC 36951
Lineage: Eukaryota; Fungi; Ascomycota; Dothideomycetes; Mycosphaerellales; Mycosphaerellaceae
Exons: 4
Coding region: 1-5055 (1684 amino acids)
Biological process (GO): intracellular protein transport; receptor-mediated endocytosis; Golgi to endosome transport
Cellular component (GO): clathrin coat of trans-Golgi network vesicle; clathrin coat of coated pit; clathrin complex
Molecular function (GO): clathrin light chain binding; structural molecule activity
Source: RefSeq, a predicted model, not a curated record
AUGGCUCCGCUCCCAAUCAAGUUCACCGAGCAGCUGAACCUCACAUCUGUUGGGAUCCAGCCUGCCUCGAUAGGCUUCAACACCUGCACCCUCGAAUCCGACCACUUCGUCUGCGUGCGGCAAAAGGUCGACGACAAUGCUCAGCCCGAAGUCAUAAUCAUCAACCUCAAGAAUGGCAACAAUGUCAUGCGGCGGCCCAUCAAGGCCGACAGCGCCAUCAUGCACUGGAGCAAAGAGAUCAUCGCGCUCAAGGCCGGCGGCAAGACACUGCAGAUCUUCGAUCUCGGGCAGAAGAGUAAGAUCAAGAGCUGUACGAUGACAGAGGAUGUGGUGUUUUGGAAGUGGUUCAGCGAUAGCUCGCUUGGCCUUGUCACGGAUACCAGCGUCUUCCACUGGAACAUCUUCGACCCGUCACAGGUAUCCCCGACGAAGGUGUUCGACCGGAAUGCGAAUCUCAGCGGCUGCCAAAUCAUCAACUAUCGCGUGAGCGAAGACGAGAAGUGGAUGGUCGUGGUUGGCAUUUCGCAGCAGCAGGGUCGCGUUGUUGGCAGCAUGCAGCUCUACUCGAAGGAUCGUGGCAUUAGCCAGGCCAUCGAGGGUCAUGCUGCUGCUUUCGGCACUUUGCGAUUGGAAGAUGCGCCAGCAGAUACCAAGCUCUUCACGUUUGCGAACCGCUCAGCAACUGGUGCCAAGCUUCACAUCGUGGAGGUCGACCACCAGGCGCCGAACCCGGUUUUCCAGAAGAAGGCUGUCGACAUCUACUUCCCUGCUGAGGCGACGAACGACUUCCCAGUAGCCAUGCAAGUGUCGUCAAAGUACAAGGUGAUCUACCUGGUUACCAAGUACGGUUUCAUCCACCUCUACGAUCUCGAGACCGGCACUACGAUUUUCAUGAACCGAAUCUCCAGCGAUACGAUCUUCACCACCGCAGGCGACGAAGACGGAUUUGGCAUUAUCGGCGUGAACAGGAAGGGUCAAGUGCUCUCUGUGAGCGUGGACGAGAGCACCAUCAUACCAUACCUGCUGCAGAACCCAGAGAAUGCAGAGCUGGCAUACAAGCUAGCGUCAAGAGCAGGGCUUCCAGGCGCAGACUCGUUAUACCAGCAGCGAUUCGACCAGCUUUUGGCGAUGGGAGACUACCAACAAGCGGCCAAGACUGCCGCAAACUCUCCUCAAGGUUUCCUGCGUACGCCUCAGACGAUUGAGAAGUUCAAGAACGUGCCACAACAGCAGGGACAACUCUCUGUCAUUCUGCAGUACUUCGGUAUGCUUCUUGACAAGGGCAAGCUCAACCAGCACGAGACUCUCGAGCUGGCUCGCCCAGUCUUGCAACAGAACCGUAAGCAUUUGCUUGAGAAGUGGAUGAAGGAGGGCAAGCUUGGCUGCUCUGAGCAGCUCGGUGAUCUCGUCCGACUCCACGAUGUUGCUCUCGCGCAAUCGAUCUACCAAGAGGCUGGAGCAUCACAGAAGGUCAUUGCCGCAAUGGCAGAGUCUGGCAACUUCGAGCAGAUCUUGCCAUACUCUCAGUCGGCUGGGUACACCCCUGACUUCACAGCACUCCUCCAGCACAUCGCGAGAGUCAACCCUGAGAAGGCUGCAGAGUUUGCUACCAGCAUUGCUCGCCAGGACGCCAGCUUGAUCGACAUUGACCGCACUGUCGACAUUUUCCAAUCCCAGGGCAUGAUCCAGCAAGCGACCGCAUUCCUGCUUGACGUUCUGUCUGCGAACCAACCUGAGCAAGGCCAUCUCCAGACUCGACUACUGGAGAUGAACUUGAUGAACGCGCCUCAGGUUGCUGAUGCCAUCUUGGGUAACGAAAUGUUCUCUUACUACGACAAGCCCAAGAUUGCCCAGCUUUGCGAGAAUGCCGGUCUCCUCACCCGCGCCCUGGAGCACUACGAAGAGCCCGCAAGCAUAAAGCGCUGCAUAGUGAGAACAGAUCAGAUUCCAGAAGAGUUCUUGAUUAACUACUUCGGUCGCUUGACAGUCGAUCUGGCGCUGGAGUGCUUGGACGAGAUGCUCAAGGUCAACAUUCGACAGAACCUCCAAGCGGUCAUCAACAUCGCGAAGAAGUACUCCGAUCUUUUUGGCCCCACACGCAUCAUCGAUCUUCUCGAGAAAUACCGCACUGCCGAAGGUCUCUACUUCUAUCUCGGUGGCAUCGUCAACCUCAGCGAAGACGAGGAGGUCACAUUCAAGUACAUCGAAGCCGCCACCAAGAUGGGCCAGCUGCAAGAGGUUGAGCGCGUCUGCCGAGAGUCGAACCACUACAACGCAGAGAAGGUCAAGAACUUCUUGAAGGAGGCCCACUUGACCGAGCAACUGCCUCUUAUCAUCGUCUGCGACCGAUUCAACUUCGUUCACGAUCUUGUGCUCUAUCUCUACAAGAAUCAGCAGUUCAAGUCUAUCGAAGUCUACGUUCAGCGCGUGAACCCUGCCCGAACACCGGGAGUUAUCGGUGGUUUGUUGGAUGUCGACUGCGAUGAGAACAUCAUCAAGGGCCUGCUCAACUCCGUCUCGCCGCAGAGCAUUCCCAUCGAGGAGCUCGUUUCUGAAGUCGAAUCACGAAACCGGCUCAAGCUUCUGCUGCCAUUCCUCGAGCAGAGUCUUGCUGCUGGCAACCAACAGCAGGCAGUCUACAAUGCUCUGGCCAAGAUCUACAUUGACUCCAACAACGAUCCUGAGAAAUUCUUGAAGACGAACGACCAGUACGACACCCUCACCGUCGGAAAGUACUGCGAGAAGAGAGAUCCAAAUCUCGCGUUCAUUGCCUACAGCAAGGGUCAAAAUGACCUCGAGCUGAUCAGCAUCACCAAUGAGAACGCCAUGUUCCGUGCUCAGGCACGAUACCUCAUCGAGCGAGCUGACCCCGAGAUCUGGUCGUACGUCCUCUCUGACAACAACAUUCACCGCCGAUCUCUCGUGGAUCAAGUCAUCUCCACGGCAGUUCCAGAGCAAACCGAUCCUGAGAAGGUCUCGAUCGCUGUCAAGGCCUUCAUUGAUGCCGACAUGCCAGUUGAGCUGAUCGAGCUGCUCGAGAAGAUCAUUCUGGAGCCAUCGACGUUCAGCGACAACUCGAACUUGCAGAACUUGCUAAUGCUCACUGCUGCCAAGUCAGACCGAGGACGAGUCGCAAACUACAUCCAACAGCUCGACCAAUACAGCCCUGACGAUAUUGCUCAACAGUGUAUCGAGGUUGGCAUGUACGAGGAGGCUUUCCUCAUCUACAAGAAGGCCAACAACCACCUCGAGGCUGCCAACGUCCUUGUUGAUCACGUUGUCAGCAUUGACCGCGGUCAGGAGUAUGCCGACCAGGUUGACCUUCCAGAGGUUUGGAGCAAGGUCGCCAAGGCACAGCUUGACGGUCUCCGUGUGACUGACUCCAUCGAGUCGUACAUCCGUGCCCAAGACCCAUCGAACUACCUCGAGGUCAUCGAGACUGCCACUCACGCUGGCAAAGAUGACGACCUCAUCAAGUUCCUCAAGAUGGCUCGCAAGACCCUCCGCGAACCACCGGUCGACACUGCUCUCGCCUUCUGCUACGCUCGCACCAACCAGCUUCCAGAGCUCGAGGACUUCCUCCGAUCCUCAAACGUCGCAAACAUCGAGGAGUCCGGUGACAAGGCCUAUGAAGAGGGCUACCACGAGGCCGCCAAGAUCUUCUUCACCUCCAUCUCGAAUUGGGCCAAGCUUGCCACCACUCUCGUGCACUUGGAAGACUACCAAGCCGCUGUCGAGUGCGCGCGGAAAGCGAAUAGCGUCAAGGUGUGGAAGCAGGUCAACGAGGCAUGCGUGGCCAAGAAGGAGUUCCGUCUGGCACAGAUUUGCGGUCUCAACUUAAUUGUCCACGCCGAAGAGUUGACCGACCUUGUCAAGCAAUACGAGCGCAAUGGCUACUUUGACGAGCUCAUCUCGCUGCUUGAGGCUGGUUUGGGUCUUGAGCGGGCUCAUAUGGGCAUGUUCACCGAGCUUGGUAUUGCGCUGACCAAAUACCACCCCGACCGGGUUAUGGAGCAUCUUCGUAUCUUCUGGGGUCGUAUCAACAUUCCCAAGGCCAUUCGUGCCUGCGAGGAAGCACAUCUCUGGCCUGAGCUUGUCUUCUUGUACGCCCACUACGACGAAUACGACAACGCCGCUCUCGCGAUGAUGGAGCGUGCCGCCGAUGCAUGGGAGCACCACACUUUCAAGGAGACGAUUGUCAAGGUCGCCAACUUGGAGAUCUACUACCGCGCCCUGAACUUCUACUUGCAAGAGCAACCCUCGCUUCUCACGGAUCUGCUGCAAGUCCUCACGCCACGUAUCGACGUCAACCGUGUCGUCCGCAUGUUCGAGAAGUCUGACAACAUCCCGCUGAUCAAGCCGUUCUUGCUCAACGUACAGUCGCAGAACAAGCGUGCUGUCAAUGACGCCAUCAACGACUUGCUCAUCGAGGAAGAGGACUACAAGCAGCUGCGUGAUAGUGUCGAGAACUUCGACAACUACGAGGCAGUUGCUCUCGCGCAGAGACUCGAGAAGCACGACCUUGUCUUCUUCCGACAGAUCGCCGCCAGCAUCUACCGCAAGAACAAGCGAUGGGAUAAGUCGAUCGCGCUUUCGAAGCAGGACAAGCUGUACAAGGACGCCAUCGAGACUGCUGCAAUCUCGACCAAGGAGGAGGUUGUCGAGGAGCUUCUGCGCUACUUCGUCGACAUCGGCAGCAAGGAAUGCUACGUUGGCAUGCUGUACGCCUGCUACGACCUCAUCCCACUGCAUACUGUCAUGGAGAUUUCAUGGCGUCACGGCCUCAACGACUUCACCAUGCCUUUCAUGAUCAACUACAUGUCGCAACAAGCGUCAGCCAUCUCUGAGCUCAAGCGUGACAAUGAGGAGCGCAAGGCUCGUGAAGCCUCGGAGAAGAAGGAUGAGGAUACCGGUCCAAUCCUUGGCCAGUCGAGACUGAUGCUUACGCAAGGCCCCAUUCAGAACCAAGCGCCAUCACCAUAUGGCAUGGCGCAGCCUAACGGCAUCAUCCCUCAGCCAACAGGCUACGGCGGCAUGGCCGGUGGAUUCAGAUAA